Molecule: messenger RNA, 1335 nt
Organism: Ruditapes philippinarum (Manila clam)
Lineage: Eukaryota; Metazoa; Mollusca; Bivalvia; Venerida; Veneridae
Product: ankyrin repeat domain-containing protein 40-like
Exons: 4
Coding region: 72-842 (256 amino acids)
Molecular function (GO): protein binding
Source: RefSeq, a predicted model, not a curated record
CUGACGGUGUUGUGUUAAAUUCUCUUCAUGCUAUUUUGUAAACAGACAACUGCAACAAAAAAUAUUGAAAAAUGAACCAAGAGGCAGAAAAAGAAGAAAAACUAAGGGAAUCAGCUUGUAUUGGUGAUCUUGAUCAACUUAAGAAGUUGAUCGAAUACGGCAACAUAAAUAUCAAUUCACAAAAUAACAUAAAUGGAUGGACUGCUCUUCAUUGGGCAUGCAAGAGAAAUCAUGUGGCAGUUGUCAAGUAUCUUCUAUCAAAAGGUGCUGACAAAACCAUACAGAAUUCCAAUAAAGAAUUGGCAGCACAGUUGACAAACACUGCAGAAAUACGCCAUAUUCUAGAUUAUUCUGGUAAUGCUGCCGAGGGUGCUUCAUUGCCUAUUCUCCCUAGUUACCUGAAGCAUCCGGUGUUUCCAUACAUAAAAGACAGGGCCGACGAACCAAAUCCUGUUCCAGAUGUAAACGGGCAUGUCCAGUACCAGCAACAUACUGUGCAGGCUAAUGCAGGUCCAGUAGACCCAAAUGAGAUAGUGCUGAAAUCGAGAGUGGCAUAUUCAAUGGAAAGAGACUUUAUCGAGGUUGAACUUCUUCGCAGUAAACUAACGUAUGAAGGAUUAAUGUCGUUACUUACAAAAGAACUCGGAGUCGAUCGUCAUUUGGUACACAAGAUCAGAAAAUUACCUAACACUAUUAUACGGAAAGAUAAGGAUGUUCAGCGAUUGGUUGACUAUCAGGAGCUUGAACUUGUAUUGACCAAUAAGGCGAUGAGUGCGAUGUCGAGGAACUACUCGGAUGUGUCGGGCAGCGAUGGUUUUAAACAUGAACAAAUACUGUAUUAGAUAUUAUUCUAUACUCCCUGAACUUAGUUUUUUUAUUGACUUUAAAAUUAUUAAGCUCAGUAUUGAUGCAGUAAUAAAAUUUUGUUUUAUCAGUAUUUUGAUAUUUUUAUAUCAUAAAUGAACAUUUAUAAGUAAUUUCUGCAUCACAGAUUGUUUAGAAUAACUAAAUAAGUAUCUCAUUUUUGUUUUCUCAAUAAUGGUUACUUUCAUUUUGGUUAGAAAAUGGGAUAUUCUAAUCUCUACCUUAUAAAAUUUUAAAAAAGACAUUUUUUUUAAGAUUUAAAACAUGUUUUACACAGUGCAAUCUAUUUACUUACCUAGAUUAAAAACUUUAAUGUGAUGCUUUUCUUAAAAAAUAUUCAUUUUUGUGUUUAUUUAUUUAAAUCUUUAUUCACCUAUCACAGUAUUUAAUUGUCCAUACAAAUCCAAACUGUCUCCAACUAUUACCUUAUUUAUGUAAAAUGUUUCAUUUUUAAACUUAAUCGUUUUUUCC